Necator americanus (New World hookworm) is the source of this 423-nucleotide messenger RNA. RefSeq lists its product as uncharacterized. Bases 1 to 423 code for a protein of 140 amino acids. The transcript has 2 exons. The record is from RefSeq and is a predicted model, not a curated record. NCBI's taxonomy places the organism in Eukaryota, Metazoa, Nematoda, Chromadorea, Rhabditida, Ancylostomatidae.
AUGACGUCAUCGAUAGGGAAACUGAACAGUAAGAGUCCUGCGAAUGCCCCUUACUUCAUUCCAGCUGCCACUUCAAACGGUGAUGUGCAUACUGCUGGUGUUCGAACUACAGUAGUUAUUCGUGUGCGUCGCAAAGACAGCCUCGACGAGUCAAAAGCCGUCAUUUCGGUGUGGUUCCUGACAGCAAAGACGAAAGCGAAAACGUGUACACUGUCGGAACAAACACGAAAUAUUGUCGUUGCGUAUAACGCUGUGCUUCUGCCGUGUACAGUGAUGCAGAUCAUCCAUCGAGUAUCGGUUGCAUCGAGAGACCCUUGCCCACCCCACACACUGGCUGAAACCCAACUACCAGCAGCGCUACAACAAUACGCUCUCAAGUCAAUUGCAGAGCCAGAAAACCCUGUUGACCAGAUCCGUACGUAA